Molecule: messenger RNA, 2327 nt
Organism: Fragaria vesca subsp. vesca
Lineage: Eukaryota; Viridiplantae; Streptophyta; Magnoliopsida; Rosales; Rosaceae
Product: nucleolar GTP-binding protein 1-like
Exons: 3
Coding region: 104-2122 (672 amino acids)
Biological process (GO): ribosomal large subunit biogenesis
Cellular component (GO): nucleolus
Molecular function (GO): GTPase activity; GTP binding; RNA binding
Source: RefSeq, a predicted model, not a curated record
CAUUUAUAUAGCCGACUCGGCCCCUAAACCCUCUUCUCUCUCCCAAUAGCUCCCCUGUGAGCUUUAGACACCGCGCCUCCCAAUCUCCUAAAAAUAAGUAAAGAUGGUGCAAUAUAAUUUCAAGAGGAUGACUGUUGUCCCCAGUGGGAAGGACUUCAUUGAUAUUAUCCUGUCUCGUACCCAGAGGCAGACCCCAACUGUUGUCCACAAGGGUUAUGCCAUUAAUCGCCUGCGUCAGUUCUAUAUGCGCAAGGUGAAAUAUACCCAGACUAAUUUUCAUGAGAAGCUCUCUACUAUCAUCGAUGAAUUUCCUAGGCUGGAUGACAUCCACCCUUUCUAUGGCGAUCUUCUACAUGUUCUCUACAACAAGGACCAUUACAAGCUCGCGCUUGGGCAGAUCAAUACUGCAAGGAACCUUAUUUCCAAGAUUGCUAAGGAUUAUGUCAAGUUGCUGAAGUAUGGUGAUUCACUUUACCGAUGCAAGAGUCUCAAGGUUGCUGCUCUUGGCCGUAUGUGCACGGUUAUAAAGAGGAUUGGUCCCAGUUUAGCUUAUCUGGAACAAAUCAGGCAACACAUGGCAAGGCUUCCUUCAAUUGAUCCAAACACCCGGACAAUAUUGAUUUGCGGCUAUCCAAAUGUGGGAAAGAGUUCAUUCAUCAACAAGAUCACUAGGGCCGAUGUUGAUGUCCAGCCUUAUGCUUUUACUACCAAGUCACUCUUUGUGGGGCAUACAGAUUACAAGUACUUGAGGUACCAGGUUAUUGAUACACCUGGGAUUUUGGACCGACCAUUUGAAGACCGCAACAUUAUUGAGAUGUGCAGCAUCACAGCAUUGGCACAUUUGAGAGCUGCUGUUUUGUUCUUCUUGGACAUCUCAGGUUCUUGCGGUUAUACCAUUGCCCAACAAGCAGCCCUUUUUCAAAGCAUUAAGUCUCUAUUCAUGAACAAACCAUUGAUUAUAGUCUGCAACAAGACUGAUUUGCAGCCAUUGGAGGGCAUAUCUGAGGAAGACAUGAAGUUGGUCACAGAGAUGAAAUCUGAAGCUAUGAAGACUGUGAUUGGUCAAGGAGGCGAGGCUACAAAUGAUGACGGGGUACUCUUGACCAUGAGUACUUUGACUGAGGAGGGGGUUACUUCUGUAAAAAAUGCAGCUUGUGAGAGGUUAUUGAAUCAGAGAGUUGAGCUGAAGAUGAAAACUAAAAAGAUAAAUGAUUGUUUAAAUCGUUUUCAUGUUGCGAUGCCAAAACCACGUGACCAUAAGGAAAGGCCUGUAUGUAUACCUCAGGCUGUUUUAGAAGCCAGGGCUAAGCAAGCAGCAGAGAAGGAAAAGAGAACUACUGAAAAGGAUUUGGAGAAUCAAAAUGGUGGUGCAGGUGUUUACUCUGCCAGUUUGAAGAAGAAUUAUAUUCUAGCUCAUGACGAGUGGAAAGAGGAUAUCAUGCCUGAAAUUCUUGAUGGGCACAAUGUCUUUGACUUUGUUGAUCCUGAUAUUUUAAUCAGGCUUGAGGAGUUAGAACAAGAAGAAGGACUGUGGCAGGCAGAGGUGGAUGAUGAUGUUGAGAUGGGUGGAAUGGAGUUGACUCCAGAAGAGCAGAAGGCAUUGGCUGAGAUAAGGAAAAAGAAAAGCCUGCUGAUUCAACAACAUAGGAUCAAGAAAAGUACAGCAGAGAGUCGACCUACAGUACCUAGGAAAUUUGACAAGGACAGGGAGUUCACAUCAAAGAGAAUGGGGAGGCAGCUGUCAGCGCUGGGAAUUGAUCCUAGUAUGGCAAUUAACCGCGCCCGCAGCAGAUCUGUUUCUAUGAGGGGCCGAAAGAGAGAGAGAUCAGUUAAGGAUGGUAAUGGUAGUGGUUCUGACAUGGAGGAUACACCCAACAAGAAGUUGCGCUCGAUGUCUAGACCUCAUUCAAGGUCUAGAUCAAGACCGCCUACUGAUGUUGUCCCUGGUGAUGGCUUUAAGGACUCUGAUCAAAAGUCUAAAGCACUAGACAAGGCCCGGAAAUCUGUGAAGAACAGAAACAAGAACGCUAGACGUGGAGAGGCAGAUAGAGUUAUUCCCAAUAUGAAACCAAAGCAUUUGUUCUCUGGAAAACGCUCAAAUGGAAAGACCCAAAGGCGCUAAGUAAUUCAGGAAUGUCUUGCAAAGAAUGUAGACUUAUGCUUUGUUGGAAAAAAAACUUUGUUGUUUCAUUUCCUGUUCGAUAGACUGGAGAAUGCGAGAUGCGAAGAUGGUGUCAACAGAGUUAUCAUUUUCCCCUUGUUUUAUUGUUUUAAUACCGGUUGCAGUUUUGGAUCAGAGAUAUGCUCUAAUGACAUUACUACUAGUA